Molecule: messenger RNA, 918 nt
Organism: Octopus sinensis (East Asian common octopus)
Lineage: Eukaryota; Metazoa; Mollusca; Cephalopoda; Octopoda; Octopodidae
Product: WD repeat-containing protein 5-like
Exons: 1
Coding region: 1-918 (305 amino acids)
Cellular component (GO): Set1C/COMPASS complex
Molecular function (GO): histone binding
Source: RefSeq, a predicted model, not a curated record
AUGACUACAAGUAAAUAUAUCAAGAAAUAUUCUCUAUCUGGAAUGUUAAAGCCAGUAUCCCGCGUUCGGUUCAGUUUGUGCGGAAACUGGCUGGCCGUGGCUUCCGGUGAUUCAAUUCUCCGCAUUUUCAACGCCCACGACGGCAAUUUCGAGAAAUCCUUCGGGGGACACAAACUGGGACUGUCGGACGUCUGCUGGUCCCCCGACAGUCGUUACCUGAUUACAGCCUCGGACGACAACACGUUAAAAAUAUGGGACUUUAUCACCGGGAAAUGUCUGAAGACUCUUCGGGGACAUUCGAGCUUUGUCUUCUGCUGUGUGGUGAACCCUCAGUGCAAUAUUAUUGCCUCGGGGUCAUUCGAUGAGACAGUCCUCGUGUGGGAUGUCCGCGGAGGGACUCCACUCAGGACAUUGCCUGCCCAUUCCGACCCAAUUUCCGCGGUCGACUUUAUAACCGACGGGUCUCUCAUUCUGUCGGGCAGUCUUGAUGGACUUUCACGGAUUUGGGACACUGCGACUGGCCAGUGUCUGAGAACUCUCCUCAGUGGGGACACUCCGCCAGUCUCGGCUGCCCUGUUCUCGCCCAAUGGGAAGUACAUGUUGAUUGCCACGGUGGAUUCGCGGAUUAAACUGUGGGAUCUCUCCUCCUCGAAGGUUGUGAGGACGUUUGAAGGACAUGUCAACAACAAAUUUUGUUUGUCGGUUAUUUUUGGGGGACGUGAGGAGGGGCAGUCAGUGAUGAGUGCAUCUGAAGAUGGGGCAUUCUAUAAGUGGGAUGUUCGGUCGGCCAGGAUUUGUGAGUGUAUUCCAACCGGCCCCAAUCCUCUUCUUUCUCUUGAUUUACACCCAACUCUCCCCGUCAUUGCCACCUCCGCUCUUGAGCCUAACAAAACUGUCACACUCUGGCACUAUUCCUAA